CUGCGGGCGGUUGUCCCGGCUGGAGCCGUGUGGUGCCUGAGGAGUUGCCUCGCGGAUUUCUGCGGAGCUGCGUGGGAAGGCGUGGCCAACCAGUGCCUCUAGGUUACUUGCAAACAGGAGAUGGAGGAAUAACCCUUUUCACCAUUGUUCUGAGAUCCUGUUUAAAAGCUCCAAAGGCAAAGAAAUAUCAUUUGUUAAGAAGAGAUGGAUGGAGAAGAGAAAACAUAUGGUGGGUGUGAAGGCCCCGAUGCUAUGUAUGUGAAGUUGAUAUCUUCUGAUGGCCACGAGUUCAUUGUUAAACGGGAGCAUGCACUCACAUCAGGAACAAUAAAGGCAAUGUUGAGUGGCCCAGGCCAGUUUGCUGAAAAUGAAACAAAUGAAGUGAAUUUCAGAGAGAUUCCUUCCCACGUCUUAUCUAAAGUAUGCAUGUAUUUCACCUAUAAGGUUCGCUACACUAACAGCUCCACAGAGAUUCCUGAAUUUCCAAUUGCACCUGAGAUUGCACUGGAACUGCUGAUGGCUGCAAACUUCUUAGAUUGUUAAAUAGAAUAAAUUAUAAUAAAAAUGUAAACCAUC
Python bivittatus (Burmese python) is the source of this 576-nucleotide messenger RNA. It is a transcript of the gene ELOC, whose product is annotated as elongin C. Gene Ontology annotation, biological process: ubiquitin-dependent protein catabolic process. The record is from RefSeq and is a predicted model, not a curated record. Lineage: Eukaryota; Metazoa; Chordata; Lepidosauria; Squamata; Pythonidae.